AAAAAAAAAACAUGAAGAACUCUUAUAUUCUACUCGUAGUUAUUGUUGUUGUCUUCAUUUCUUCUUCAGGAGAAGCAAAAGAGUGUUAUGGUCGAUGGAUUUGUUCUCGUGAAGACAAAUGCAAAGAAGAGUGCAUGGAUUUAUACAAAGGAGUUGGGACCUGUCGUAUGUAUUCUUUUCCUUCUAUCCCUACUCCGGUUCUUUCUUAUAUGUGUGAUUGCAACUUUGAUUGCUAACCAAUGGAAGUAAGUACCAAAAUCAAUAGAUCACAUAUGUAGAUCGAUGAAGAAAGGCGAUAUCAUCAGUCCUUCUAUUAAGAUUGCUACUUCUCCAACGGUUGGUUAGAACCAACCAUCAAGAUUCAAGAAUAGCCCGCACAGCUGUGGUCCAAUGGUAAGGGAGAAUUGGGGAAAUGUUGGAAGGAACUAACACAGGUUCGAUCCACCCUGGAAACAAAAAUCAUGGUUGUGUGGGAAAUCUGUCAAUUGGGCCAAGACCCAGUUGGUUUACCUGGUAGUCAGAAAUGCAGGCGGCCUGACUACCCCUGCCAUUAGUUGGAAGGAAUUUCAAACUCGGGAUAAACAGUGUAGUGGCCCUUCAGGGAGAAGUCCACUCUGAAGCA
Messenger RNA from Capsella rubella, 622 nucleotides. Its product is annotated as putative defensin-like protein 186. The transcript is spliced from 2 exons. The record is from RefSeq and is a predicted model, not a curated record. Lineage: Eukaryota; Viridiplantae; Streptophyta; Magnoliopsida; Brassicales; Brassicaceae. Bases 12 to 236 code for a protein of 74 amino acids.